AGAUGGAGUUGCUUGGUCUUCAACAAUGGGUUCUCAUUCUAUCCACUACUGUACUCACUUCAGUACUCUUGGCAGCCAUAGCCAAGAUUUCAAACAGAGGAAAUGGCAAAAAACUUCCUCCUGGAAGUAUGGGCCUGCCUCUGAUAGGUGAGACCUUUCAGUUCCUGAGGGCAUACAGACCACACAAAUUCAACAAUUGGAUGGACAUGAAAGCUGCAAAAUAUGGGCCAGUCUUCAAAACUUCUCUUCUGGGUUGCCCCACUGUGGUAUUCACAGGGCAGGCAGGCAACAAAUUUCUGUUCCAGAGCAAUGACAGCUGUGUGAUAAACAAGCAGCCCAUCACAGUGACCAGAAUAAUUGGGCAGAAUAAUCUUCUAGAACUCUCUGGAGAAGAUCACAGGCGCAUGAGAGGGGCCAUUAUGCAGUUCUUGAAGCCAGAGGCCUUGCAGAAAUUUGUGGGUAGAAUGGAGUCAGUUAUUCUUCGCCAUUUUGAGCAGUGUUGGGAAGGAAAAGAGACCAUUUUGCUCUGCCCUUUGAUGAGAAACCUUGCUUUUGAAGUUGCCACAGAUCUGCUCUUUGGACUGAAGGAGAGUGAGGAAAGAGAUAUACUUCACAAAGAAUUUAGUGAAGCAGAGAAGGGUGGGUGGUCUAUUCCUUUGGAUAUUCCAGGGACAAACUUUAGGAGGGGGUUGAAUGCUAGGGUUCGUAUAUGCAAGCGUUUGUCUUGUCUGUUGGAGGUGAGGAGGAGGGAGUUGGAACAAGGAUUGGCCUCCCCAGGCCAAGACUUGAUGACUUCUUUGCUCACUAUGAGAGAUGAGAAUAACAAGGCUCUCACAGAGGAGGAAAUCAUAGAUAACAUGAUGCUGGUCAUGUUUGCAGGCCAUGACUCUACUUAUGUUCUCCUGACACAUGUUAUCAGAGCCUUGGCCAUGCAUCCACAAGUCUAUCAAAACGUUCUUAAAGAACAUAUGGAGGUUCGACAAGGAAAACAAAUGAAUGAUCCUCUCACAUGGCAAGAGAUUCAAAAGAUGAAGUAUACAUGGAAGGUUGCCCAAGAAACUAUGCGGUUGACUCCUCCAGUGUUUGGUGGAUUUAAAAAAGCAAUUAAAGAUAUUGAAUAUAAAGGCUAUAUAAUUCCCAAAGGGUGGCAGUUAUGUUGGGGAACAACUACACAUUUUAAUAACGAGGUUUUUAAGGAACAAUUUUGAUCCAUCUCAUUUUGAUGGUCAAGUUCCACCUUAUAAUUUUGUACCAUUUGGAGGAGGAAUUCGAAUUUGUCCAGGAUCCGAUUUUACAAAGAUGGAGCUUAUAAUAGUUUUACACCAUGCAGUAACCAAAUACAAUUGGUCUUUAAUAAUUCCGAAUGAAAAAAUUAUAUGUGAUCCUAUGCCCACUCCUAAUAUGGGAUCACCAAUCAAAAUCCAAGCCAAGAACAAUUAAUUAUGUAUUGAGCACUUAGGAAAAAAGAUUUCAAGUCCACAUUUUUGGAGUUGAAUGACUAGAUAGACUUUUAAGAAUACUAAUCAUAAAUGGAAUCAAUGUGUUGGAUGUUUAUCUUGACCUUGGGCCCAAAUAAAUAGUCUAUACAUUAGACAUGUAAACAACUAUACCAUAUGGUGACUAGU
Cryptomeria japonica (Japanese cedar) is the source of this 1625-nucleotide messenger RNA. Its product is annotated as taxane 10-beta-hydroxylase. The record is from RefSeq and is a predicted model, not a curated record. The coding region runs from base 3 to 1208 and encodes 401 amino acids. The transcript is spliced from 3 exons. Gene Ontology annotation, biological process: sterol metabolic process. Gene Ontology annotation, molecular function: heme binding; iron ion binding; oxidoreductase activity, acting on paired donors, with incorporation or reduction of molecular oxygen. Lineage: Eukaryota; Viridiplantae; Streptophyta; Pinopsida; Cupressales; Cupressaceae.